CUCAUUCAUUCUGAAACCCCCAACAAAUGGUUUCAUCAUUAUCAUUCUUUUCUAUGUUCCUCUCCCUCGCUCUGCUUUCCUUGGUCAAAGGAAUCCAAGGAGCUACAUUCACAGUGGUGAACAAAUGUCAAUCCACAAUAUGGCCAGGCAUUCUGGCCAAUGCGGGCAGCCAGCCACUAGACAGCACCGGUUUCGAGCUCCCCUCCGGCGGGACCCGAACCUUGCAGGCCCCACCCAGCUGGUCCGGCCGGUUCUGGGGCAGGACCGACUGCCAGUUCGACCCGUCCAUGAACCAAGGCACCUGUACCACCGGAGACUGCGGAUCAAACCAGAUCGAAUGCAAUGGCCAGAACGCCAAGCCACCUGCCACGCUGGCAGAGUUCACGGUGGUCCCCGGUGGGCAAGACUACUAUGACGUCAGCCUCGUCGAUGGGUACAACUUGCCCAUGAUGGUCGAGCCAACGGGCGGGUCGGGCGGGUCUUGUUCGUCCACCGGGUGCAUCACCGAUUUGAACCGGCAGUGCCCGUCGGAGCUUCGGGACGGGUCGGGCGCGGCCUGCAAGAGCGCCUGCGAGGCGUUUGGGACACCCAAGUAUUGUUGUAGCGGGGAGUUCGGGUCGCCUGACACGUGUAAGCCGUCGGUUUAUUCGGAGAUGUUCAAGUCGGCUUGCCCCCGGGCGUAUAGCUACGCUUAUGAUGACGCAUCGAGCACUUUCACUUGUGGUGGAGCCGAUUAUGUGAUCACAUUCUGCCCUUCUUCCACGAGGUCAAAAGUCUGCAAAUGUUGGGCCACUGUCGAUAUCGGCGACGACGGGCUCCGAUAAAGGUCCGCCGGAAUCAGGCGAUGGGCCUCUGGGAAUCGACACAUCAUGGUUGCCAAAUUUCGUCACCGGGAGCUCUUCUACUCCCAUUCCUUCAUCUUCUUCUUGGACAUGGCUAUUCAUGAUUGUUUCAUCUUAUUUGCUUUUUUAUUUAUCAUGAGUGUUCCUUCUUUUGCUCCUUUUAGCUUCCGAAUUGUAAACCCAUAAUUUUUCUGUAUCUACUAGCUAGAGAAAGCAAGCAUAUUGACUGCGGAUC
Molecule: messenger RNA, 1077 nt
Organism: Linum tenue
Lineage: Eukaryota; Viridiplantae; Streptophyta; Magnoliopsida; Malpighiales; Linaceae
Source: the annotation of a GenBank genome assembly